Molecule: messenger RNA, 3255 nt
Organism: Fulvia fulva
Lineage: Eukaryota; Fungi; Ascomycota; Dothideomycetes; Mycosphaerellales; Mycosphaerellaceae
Exons: 1
Coding region: 1-3255 (1084 amino acids)
Source: RefSeq, a predicted model, not a curated record
AUGCCGCCCAAGCGAGGCAGAGCGCAGGCGGCGGGCUCCAGCCAGGCAGCAUCCGCAUCACAGCGACAGACUCGCUCAUCAGUCACUCCACAGCCAGAGACCGCACGCCAAACACGAGGCGGCGGUCGCAAGCGCCGACGAAGUGAUGCCUCCGAACAGUCAGAGCAGAGCUUGCAGUCUGCGGCUACUGCCACGCCGGGAAAGAGACGUAGAAAGACCAAGACAAGCACCGAUGCCGACAAGGAGCACGACCAGCUCCAUGACCUGCCCGAUGCUAUUCCCGAGGAAGUAGAGGUCGAGGCCGAGGAGACUGUACAGACUGCGGCCGGCGCCGAGCUCAUCGAGACGAUCGAGGAACAUCACACUUCGCGGCACGUACGCUUCGGUGACGGCGACGACACCCACGAGGAGUCCAUCAUCACUCUCCACUCGGACGAUCGAGGCACUGCUACGCAGAUGACUCCCUACCCGAACAAGAAGACCGAGAAGAUGACCGUCAAACGCCGUCGAACAGGCUCGCCAGCUCCCAAUGGCCACAGCCACUCUCAGCAGGACAAGCGCUCUUCUGCCAUCCAUGUCCGGCACUCGCUACCGCCCAGCUUGUCGCAAGAGGAAGAACACCGCAUUCAGGCACAAUACAACCUCGCUCCGCUCAAUGAAGUUCUCAGAGAGCGCGUCGCUCGUCUUCGCAAACUCGAGGACCUGCGUACCAAGCUGCGGGGACGUCAGAACAACGGCGAUGAGACUCAAGCAGGCGAGAUCCAGGCGCAAAUCGAUGUGCUCGAGCAGGAGGACCAAGAUGCCCGAGAUCACGAUAACGAUAUGGAUGGCGAUGACAUGCUUGUGCUGCGAAGUCAAGAGGAAGUCUCCUACCCAAAACUGCCCCGCGAUUCGACCAUCUUCGACUUUUCACAGUCAGUCACCGAUGACAGCAAGCCUGCACGGGAGAGUAUAACCGAGGAGUUGUUGCUCAGACAGUCUCAAACCAGGUCCACUGCAGCGAGCUGGCAGGAAGAACGUGCUCGCUUCCACGACCACAUAGAGGCGUUAAGCAGAGAGGCUAUCGACGCCAAGGCAAAACUCGACAUCCUUCGGAUCGAGAUUGAAGGCCUCGGUAUUGGUGACGAUGGAGCUGACUCGAUCGCCAUAUUGAGCACCAUAAGGGAGACUUUUCUACGCACACGCGAGCGGCUGGAGAGGAUCUUGCCGGAUAGUAUCCCGGAGAACGCUUCCAACGAGGAUAUCCUUGAGAUCCUGAUCGCCAAUGUCUCCGAAUUUGCAGACCGACUGCGAGAACAAGACGAAGAAAUCUACGAGCAGAACACGCUGACUGCGAGCCUCAGGAAGCAAGUCAACGGCCUGCUCGACCGUCUUGCUGAGGCAGAGCUGAGGAAGCAAGAACUACAUGAGCGCUUCAGCGAGCUUGAUCAGACAAAUGACGCCAAGGAGCGUGAGAUUGAGGAUCUUGAAGAAGAGAAGAGAGAAGUGGAACAGCAAUGUGAUUCGCUACAGGACGAAGUCGAUUCCAAGAAGCAAGAACUCAGUGCCGCUCAGAGCGAGAACGUUGAGUUCGCUGCCACCAUCACUUGCUUGAACGCUUCGUUGCUCGAGUAUCAGGGCGAAGAGAAGCGUUUGCUGACGUUGAUCACGACCAUGGAGGAGGAGCAUCGCACCACCAUCGCGCGAAUGAAUCAGGAGCGUGAAGAGACAGUCCGUGACCUUGAGGACCGUCUUGACGAGCAGACAAAGCUGCGCACUGAGGCUGAGCUUCUGGGCGACGAGCGACAAGCGAUGAUUACAAGCUUGGAACUGCGCAUCGAGACCAUCGAGACGGAGCGUGACACUCUUCGCGAACAGCUGACAGACGUCACUGCUCAGCGCGAUGAAGAACAGAAUGCGCGCGACGCUGCAGAGGCCGAUCUUCAGCAGAGGGGUAUCGAGGUAGAGGAACUUGAGAGCCGGGUGGAGCGUCUCGAGCUGCAGCUCACCGAGUUGACUACAGAGCUUGAUGAACUUCGACAAGCCAACGAGUCCGAGCGCACGCAACGCGAGGCGGCCGAGAACGACCUCGAUGACCGUAAUGUCGAGAUCGAAGAGCUCAACGAGAAGCUGCGCGAGCAAGGAAAGCAAGCCAAUGAGCUUCGACAGAAACUUUUCGAGAUCCAGCAGACCAACCAGGCAAAGAUCCGAGAGCUUGAGCAGGCUGCUUCGGAGCGCGAUGAGCAGUACCAGACCGAUAUCGCCGAUGAGGUUCAACGACGGGAGUUGCAGGAAGAACUGGUGCAGGAGCGCGCCGCCACCAUCCUUGACCUCGAAGCACGCAUCGAAGAGGUCGAGAAUGAGAUGCGGGAUCUGUUGGCUGAGCGGGAUGAACGCAUUGAGGCUCUCGAUGCGGAGGUCAUCGAGAAGGACAGCGAGAUCGAAACAUUGCGCACCGAUUUAAAGGCUGCUGAGGACCUGUAUGAGACCGAGGUCGCACAGCGUCAACAAGAACGCGAGGAAGGACAAGCCAGCAUCGCUGCACUACAACUCACCAUCUCGGAGCAUGAAUUGCAAAUCACGCAUCUACGCGAUGAGGCCACAGUCACUUCUGAUCUGCACAACUCCGAGAUCGACGAUAGAAACGCUCGAAUCGCUGAGCUGAAUCACGAAGUUGCAGAGAGGCAGGCAUACCUCAACGAUCUCGAAAAGGAGAAGCUCAGCCUGGAGCGUCGCGUCGAACAGGAAGCGACUGCAAUGCUCCAGCUUGAUGCUGAACGAGGUGCAGAGAUUGAUCACCUCAAGUCCAUCAUAAACGAGAAGCAAGAAAAGAUCCUCAACGUCGAGGACAAAGCUCACAAGGCUGACGCAGCAUGGGCUGAGCUGGUGGAGGCUCGUGAACAGGAGAUUCGCGAGCUCAAGAGUACUGGCACAGAACAGACUGAGACCAUCACCACGCUUGAGGCUGAGAUGGCAGAUUUCCGGACUAUCAUGACUACGUACAUUGAGGAGACCAACGCCGAGAUGCAAGGCCUUCGCGAUGAGAUCGGUGCCCUUAAUGCCCAUGCCGGCAAGACCACGGACAGACGCCAAACGGCAGGCGAGGAGCUCCUCGGCAGGCUUGAGACAAUGAGCGCCUUGAGGAUGACUGCGACUACAACCACCACUACCAAGACUGCACACGCUGAGCAGCGAUCGCUUCGCAAGACGCGUGGUCGCAGCUUCAAGGACAGUGCCAUCGGUGCCGAGUUGGAGGAGAAUAUGAGUUCUUCUUAG